ACCUCUGUACAGAGGUUGUAAGUCAUCUAUAGAAUCCAAGUCAUUGUGCCUAUCAUUUUUCACCCUGGUGGGUUGGGAAACUCAUGGUGAAAUGAUACCUCUGCCCCCAACCACCCUUUUCUCUGGAUUCUUCUUGCUUAGUUACAUAUGCCUUUUUCCUGCCCUCUUGCUAACAUGUGCUCAAUGACAUACUUCUAACCUGCUAAUAUUUCUUGGAAGGUCUCCAGAGAGAGCCCAAUCCCUGUCCUGUAAUAACCAUAGAGCACUUUAAAGAAACAGCCGGGGUUAAAGGCCUUCCCCUGUAUCCAGACCCCUCCAGAGGACCUGGCCCAAAAACUCAGAACAGUUUAGAAUCUGACUACCUGGCCCGAGAUGGCCCUUCAAGCAACAGCUCAUUCCACAGCAGCGAAGAGGAAGGGACUGACCUCGAGGGGGACAUGCUGGACUGCAGUGGGUCUCGACCUCUCCUCAUGGAGUCCGAAGAGGAGGAUGAGAGCUGCAAGCCUCUGCAGGGGAAGCUGGGAGGGGCCGUUCCCUUCGCUCAGCCAGAGGGGUCUACCGAGCCAGCCAAGGCAGCGCAAGGUGGAAGGAAGAACCAGUUCCGCGCCCUCACGCAGCCCACCGCCGAUGGGCUGGGUGAGCCGGAUGUCUUCGCCACUGCCCCCUUCAGGAGCUCAAGGGUUCCCACCGAUGACACGGACAUUUUCGCCAAAGCCCCAUUUGUCUCCAAGGGCAGCGUGGCCCUUUCCCAACCCGAGGAGGCGGACGUAUUCUUGAGAGCUCCUUUUACCAAGAAGAAGAGCCUGGAGGAGUUAGCGGGGGCCCAGAUAGCCACCUCCCAGGAGUCGCCUGCCCAGGCCGGUCUCCUCGGUCCGACCGAUGACGUCCCCCUGCUCCCGGGCCUCGAUCGAGCCGUGUAUCCCUCUGUCCGAGCUCAGUAUUCCGUGGCUGGUUUUGCCCAGCAGUCUAACCUCCCCUCCCAUUCUGUCCAAGCAGCAGACCGUCUCGACAGCAUCUCUCCCAGGGGCCCCGCCCUGGAAUCUGGGGCCCAUCCUAAUGACAGAAACAAAGGGCCUCAGCCCCAGAAAGAAGUUGUCUCAGGCCCCGUGGCUGGCAAACCAUUCCGCCCCCAGUCUUUAUCCAAAUAUUCCCGUCACUAUAGCCCAGAAGAUGAGCCAACCCCAGAAGCCCAGCCCAUCGCUGCCUACAAAAUUGUUUCGCAAACCAAUAAGCAGUCGAUAGCUGGCUCUGUUUCCAUCACAUCCCUUUCCUCCAGGACUACGGAGCUGCCAGCUGCUGAUCCUUUUGCUUUAGCACCCUUCCCUUCGAAAUCAGGCAAGCAGAAACCUUAGGAGCCAUACCUGAGCCUUGGGCCUCUGUCCUAUCCCACUCUCAGUACCCACCACAUGGCACCCAGCUGAGCCUUCUUAAGAAGAACUAUGUCAGUUACUAUCUCUCAGUUCCAGGAAUCAGAGCAGAACUUGUCAGUGAACAAACUGAGUUGAGGUGAUACUUAGUUGAAACUCCUUUGAAGUUAUGCUCAUUUCCUUCAUUUAUGUUGAUUUCUGGACUUUCAGGCAUUGCCAUGCCCACCUCCACCACCAACUCUGCUUUGUGUUGUUUGCCCAGAAACUUUAAAUCUAGAACUACUUCCCACUAAAUCCAGAAAUAACUUCCCAAAGGGGCCACAUUACUGCUUUUUUUUUUUUUUUUUCCCUUGGAGUUCCUGUUCGGAGUCCUGUCCAUUGAGGAAUCAAGAUGUGUCCCUCUAGGACUUGAUUUUUACUCUUGAAAAGGGUAUCUUUCAGGAAAGAAAUAGAAGACAAAAAUGCUGCACAUCAGAAGGAAGUGCAAUCCUGCAGAUACGAAUCAUUCCUGUAAAACCAGCAGCUUUAGAAGGAUUCUCUGGAUCUGAUUCUGGGUUUGUGCAAGCAGGCCAGCCCUCAUGCCUGAGCGUGGGUGUGUAACGGUGUCAGGUCCUUGCCUGUAUAGAAGUGCAAACAAAUGGGAUAUCUGUGCUUGUGCCUUCCCCACAUGCAGGCUUUUUAAAUUCGUGUAAGGGCACAGGUGUGUGUGUGCAUGCUUGUGUGCACAGGAAGCAUUCUUCCUGUAGGUCAGCCUUGUCCCACCUUGCGUUCCUCCACAAUCACUUAUUUGCUGGCACUGGUCUCCUGACCUAACUGGCUUCAACUCUGUGUUGCUUUAGUUCUUUCCUCGUGGCAGAAUUGAACUCAUUGGGAUGUAUAGGAAAAUCCUGCUGGGCAUGAAGUUUCUGAGUAGAUUCCGACCCCCCCCCCCGAAUUUGCUGUUUGCUGUCAACAAAUUCCAUUUACAUGGUCUUGCAAGAUUAAUUCUCCUUAUAUGGUUCUCCCCCAGAACAGUAGAAAAGAGCAUCUGGUCACUGUUCCAGCCACGGGGUUUGUGGUCAAAGUUAAUUUUUAAAAGUACUUUAAAGGAGUUCCCUUGUGGCGUAGUGGGUUAAGGAUCCAAUGUUGUCACUGCAGUGGCUUGGGUCACUGCUGUGGCGUAGAUUCGAUCCCUGGCCCAGGAGUUUUCGCGUGCCAGAGGCACGGCCAAAAAAAGAAAAAGAAAGAAAGCACUUAGCUGUAGGUCUGAGCACUCCAUGCUGUCAUUAGGAAAUUAAUUCACCAUGAGACUAGGCUACAAACUAGGUUUGUGUUUGUUUUUCCACAUCCCUGCCAUCUUUGUCUUCUGCCUCUUAAGAAAAUAGAAACCUGAGACAUGUAAAUUAAGUUUGGGAGGAUGGAAAAAAGCUGAAUCAGCUAACCGUGAAAACCUUUGGACUCUCUUUCCCUUUUGAUGUUGAAAUAGGACAGAGAGGUGGCUAACUUGUGUUUUUGAAACGUCUCCUAUUUCUGCAAAGAUCUGCCUCAUCCUUGGCUGUUUCCGUACCCUUUAUUAUUAGUGCCUUAAAAUGAAACUUAGGUCUCAGUGGGAGGAUUUCUGCUAAAGAAGUUCAAUUUAACAUUUCCACUCGAAAGCUUCCUGUGACUUGUAGUAAAUGUUAGUGAUUUCUCCAUUAGCUGGAGAAGUUGAGAGGGUGGCUUACCAAAUCAGAUUAAUGAUUUAAGAAUUAUUGGAAGUUCUUCCAAGAAUCAAGCCUGAAUGCCUGACUCAAUUGCAGUUGAAGUUGAUGUUCAGGGAUCUUGGCAGCAAAAUAUGAACAGAUACUUUUUUAAGAAUUUUUCUGGUUUGGUCUCCACCUAUUUCAGCUGUCCAGGUUAAAAGAUAAACUUAAAUCAUAGGCAUGGGGCAGGGCUCCUAGCAUUGGUUUUCCAACUGAGUUUUCAGCUGUGCCAAUCCUUCCUUUUAGCGGUUGCUAAAUGUUCAUUCCAAGAGUUGGCUUUUCUCCCAGUGAUCAUUUCUGAAUUUUCUGUGUUACAGUGGGUGCAGAAUCAUCUUUCCAGUCACAUGGUUUUGGCUAACGCAUAUGGAAUUUUAUGCCCCAAACUCUUCCCUUCGCCAUUAUCAAUUCAAGCUUUCAUGUGCAGGAGUGAAAAGGAUGGGAGUAUUCAGGGAGAAAUCUCACCCCAGGUUAGAGACUCUUAAAAUAGAAGGUCACUUGAGUUCAUUCUUCUAAAUAUGCAGGGUUACCUUUAUAACAGCCUGGCAAAAGAUUUCCUUUGGUUAUUUGAUCAACCCUUCCUGAUUAUUUUAGUUCUUAAGGUAAAAAUCAAUAAAAUUGUGAUGAUUUUAUCGCAUAAUUGAGUCAUUUGUCAAGCUGAACUUCUAACCCUUUUUAUUGUCACUUGGAGACCUGUGGUGGGUGGUGACUCUACAUACCUUUUUUGAAUAGGAGAUGAAUAUAAACACAUGCAAAUUUUGUGUUAUUCCUGAGUCAUGCAUGGAAGUAUUUUGACUAUUGCAUCACAUUAAUAGCUGAUAGUGAAUUCUGCACCGAUCUUCUUUGGCUCAUUUAGGGUCAGUGGAUCAUUUAAACAUACAAUGUUCUUGCCAGAGGCCAUCCUGAAUCUGGAAAUCUGGUAACUUUAGUUUUAAAGGAAUUGAGUGCUCAGGUGCUUUGAAUUAGUAGCAAAUGCAUGUUCCCAGCAACUACUGCAGCAGGUUAACAUCAAGGAGAAAAAGAAAACAUAUAGUCAACAAUGCUGCACUACUUGUUUUCGUUUGUUUUGUGUGUUACUUGCUUUAUACAUAAGAUACAAAAUGCAGUAACCUGUGACCUUUCAUUUCAGUGGAGUGCAGUGGGCCAGACUAUAUUUAUACAUAAAGCACUGACCUGCAGCACACACUGAUGAACUCUUAAAGAAUCUACAUUAACCUACUCACAGGCACUAUUGUGUUAAUGAGGUUCUCUUUUGUGUGGUGCAAAUAUGUAGCCUCUCUGUUUCUUGGGCUCACAUAGAGAUAGCCCUUUAGCUCCAAAUCCUUGUUAGAUUGGAAAACAGAAUGAACAAAACUGGAUGCUAAAGCCGAUGCUAAGCAGGACCCAAGGACUAGGUCACAAACUCCAUUUCCUUUUGGGCCCACUCAUCCUUGAGUUGAGGUUUCAAGUGUGUGAACUGCUGUGACUGUAUUCACACGCUCAUGUUAGAUUGGAGUUGAACCUGGCAACCAACACUUAUUUCUGAACUUUGAAGAAAAAUACCAGUAUCUUACUGACCCAUUAUAUUUAGUAAGUUUUAGAAUACAUGUACAUCAAUGUUUUCAACUAUUUGGUAGCUAUUUCACUGGUUCAAAAGGGAAAAGUAGCGGAUGUCAGUUUUCUUGAAAAUAGGUGUAAUCACCAGAGUGACCUAAGAAUAGAAAUUCAAUCAUGCUGUUUUUGGUUCCCUAACAAAAAGUCAUCGAAACAUAGGUAUAGGAGCCCCAGGUGGUGCAGCAGGUUAAGGAUCCGGUAUUGUCACUGCUGUGGCAUGGAUUCGAUCGCUGGCCCUGGAACUUUGUAUGCUAAAGGCGACACCAAAAACAAAACAAAAAAACAAAUGUAAGUUAUAUAAUAUGCGUGCAUUAUAGCAAAUAGGAAAUUUUAUGAUAGGAAACCAGAGAAGGGUGAGAUCCAACUCACUCUCUAGCAGGAACGAUACUACUUAGAUUGGAGUUCCUGGGGUUCCUUUAAUAAAGAAAGAUGUUAUUCUCUGCUGUGUCUUUGGAAUUGAAAUUGGAGAACACAGGCCAGUCAACUCGGGAAUGGCUGCUGGUCAUACGUAUGCAGUUUUAUAUGAGAAAUUUGGAACCCAGAUUAUUCUGAUGAAAGGUACAUAGGAGAGCCACUGAAAGACCACGGCUUCUAAGGAGGUAGGAGCACCAUGUAAAUGCCCACAGCCACCCCCCAAGUUCUAAUCCUGCCUUCUGGAGUAAACACGAAGACUUUAAAUGGAAUCAUGCAAUGUAAAUUCUGUUUUUUCCAGUGACUUUGUCAGCUGCUACUUGUUUGUUUGCUUGUUUGUGUGUUUUAACCACCAGAACACUUGCAAACUUGUGACGUUCACUUAAGGAAGGAAUUCGAAAUGCUUGAAAAUAAAAAGUAGUAUCUGGUUGGGAACAGUGUGUGUGUGUUUUGCUGCAAGAUAAAUUUGUGAGAUUGCUGAAAACUAGCUGCUCACUUUGACGUGGGCAUCUACGCUGGCAAUGGCUUGAUUCUCAGGAUGCCACCAUUUCUCUGUGACUUCCUGGUCCUCCCAGCCACGUUUUGCUCCUUGACCUUUAUGAGGAAUCAGGCCUCCCAUGUGUGAGGCCCAAGAUCCCAUCGUUUAAAAACCACCAGGCACAGGUCCUUCCUGCCUUUUCUCUACCCCUGCAGGUCUUCCUGGCUCACCUUCCUUGGUCUUUUUCCUGUUCCUGCUUCAUUUCCUCACUGGACAUUCUCCUUGUAUGACCACACCAGUAAAGGGGUAAUGAGAGGUAUGAUUGAAUGACCAUGUUCAUUUUUAUUUGCCUCCUUUGUGACUGUAAACAGUUUCCUCCUAAAUUUCAGCCUGGCCUGUGAUAAUCUCACCACACUGGAAUAAUUGCAAAUAAGAAUAAAAUGGGUCACUUCCCUAUUUCAUCUAGAAGGAAAGAUGAAGGAAGAUUGGCAGAAGCCCAGCCUGACUCUGUGGAGACACAACCCAAAAGCCUUAUGCACUCCACCUUGAUCCAACAGGCCUGGAGUACCCUAGAAUACAGGCGCAAGUGUGUGUGUGUGUGUGUGUGUGUGUGUGUGUGUGUGAGAGAGAGAGAGAGAGAGAAAGGACUCUAGAAUAGCUUGUAAAAGUGACUAAAUGUUAACCAGCACACUCGUGGCUUAGUCCAGUACUCCCAUAACUGGUAAUUCCAUAAGGCAUUUAGUCUGAGCUACUUCUUAGCAAUUUCAAUAUGUGACACAGUGUUUGUGUUUAGAGCAACAAUGUGCUUGAAAUUAAGUCAAUGUUACUGACAUUGCAUUGUCAUAGAACCAUAAAACCAUUGUCAUAGAAAUAUAUAUAUAUAUAUUAGAGGAUAAUAAUAUAUACUCUAAUAUAUAUGUUCUCUACUCUGAUUCCUUUUGUAAGGAAUUGCAAAAAAUGGUUUUUACCAAUGUCAGUUCAAGAGACUUUGGGAGUGAGAGAAGACAAGUUCGCCUUUCUACUCUGAAACAGCAAGUCAGUUGUAUUCUCUGAGUCUACCAAAGUCUCCAAUUAAAGAGUGUGAGCGGAGUGUGUGUGUGUGUGUGUGUGUGUGUGUGUGUGUAUCCUCAUGCUUUCUGCCGUGGUAUUAAAGACCUAAUGAAGGCAGCCAAAGAAUACCAAGUGGUGACAGUAGGUAUUUGGAAUGAGUAACUUCGGUUCUGUUUGCCUACAACUGAGUUAAAAUUGGAGUGGUUCUAGAUUGAAGGUGAGAAAAAGCAGUCAUUGCCUUAGACUCAUUUCCAUAGUAAGCAUGCUCUUCUCAUCCACAAGGAUGAAACUCAUGUAGGGUUUGACCUGAACUCUUGGCUCAAGUGUGGUAUUGGGAGGGCAGUAGUGACCAGAACACUACAGGGCUUGCAUGAUAUUACUUUGAAAGAGGGAACAUGCAGCGUCAUUUGUUAGGGGAUAGAAAAGGAAUAAAAGCCAAGGACCACGCUCUCUCCCUGAAGAAGAGGUGAACUCCCUCUACUGCUAUAUUUUGAGUUCACAGAAUGAGGAGGUUGACCCAGCUGUAAGGGGUAUUGAGGUCCUCAGACCUCAGAAAACAAUAUGUGCAUGUAACCUCAAAGGCUGUGAACAUGAGAAAGGGAAAAAGACAUUUCCAGAGUCAAUCUUAAUGGUUUUUGCAAUACCUCUUAUUUGCAGAUUAUUGAAUUUAUGUUAUUGCACCCUUCGUGUGAUCUCUCUUAUGUAUCUGAUAGUUUUUAUGAAUAAUUUUUGAGUUGUAAACUCCUGUACACUUUAUUAAAAUGGACAUAAU
Sus scrofa (pig) is the source of this 7389-nucleotide messenger RNA. The record is from RefSeq and is a predicted model, not a curated record. Lineage: Eukaryota; Metazoa; Chordata; Mammalia; Artiodactyla; Suidae.